Messenger RNA from Hydractinia symbiolongicarpus, 1830 nucleotides. RefSeq lists its product as uncharacterized. Lineage: Eukaryota; Metazoa; Cnidaria; Hydrozoa; Anthoathecata; Hydractiniidae. The transcript has a single exon. Gene Ontology annotation, biological process: proteolysis. Gene Ontology annotation, molecular function: aspartic-type endopeptidase activity; nucleic acid binding; zinc ion binding. The record is from RefSeq and is a predicted model, not a curated record. Bases 1 to 1830 code for a protein of 609 amino acids.
AUGUUGCCUUUGGAAAAGAAGUUAAGAAUAAGAAACACGUUAGUAAAAGUUAUCGAAAACUACUUACGAGAAGAAAUAAAACCUUGUUAUGAACAUUAUCAAGAAGAAAAACUUACGUUAUUGCAAACGUUGAACACUACCAUAGAGAGCAAACUUGGAAAAUUUUUAAGUAUUACGGAAGAGAUUUCCGAAAUUAUUGAAGAGGAAGAUCAAUUAAUAAAAGAUGCUCAAGAAAGUAGUGACUUUGAAGUACGGGUAAGAAAUGAACUGCUAAUACUUGAUCGUUUCCUAAAAUCAAAACAAGAUAGAAGUGACACAGUCAGUACGAGGUCAGUUAGUGCUUCAAGCUCUAUUAAACUGCCAAAAAUUGAAAUAAAAAAUGUUGAUGGCGAUCCAACUAAUUGGUUUUCAUUUAUUGAUUCUUUUGAAGCAGCAGUUGACAAAAACGAUCACUUGUCUAAUGUUGAAAAAAUGAAUUAUUUGUUAGGAUUUGUUGUUAAAGAUGCUACAUCUACGAUAAGCGGUUUAAAACUGAGUAAUGAUAAUUAUGAGAUUGCUUUAAAUUUGUUAAAAGAUCGCUUCGGAGAUCCGCAAAUGAUAAUUUCAGGACAUAUGAAUAAACUAUUAAACUUGGAGCCUGUCAUGGCUAUUUCUGACGUUCGUAAUUUACGCCAAUUGUUCGAUAUAACUGAGGCGCAAGUGCGUAGUUUACAAUCUUUAGGAGUUGAAUCUCAAAACUUUGGCUCAAUGCUUAUACCUGUGUUAUUGCAAAAACUACCAGGAGAAUUACGUCUGAUUAUUAGUCGCCAACUUGGAAAAAACGCAUGGAAAGUAAGCGAGGUUAUGCAAGCUUUUAAAACUGAAUUAGAAGCGCGAGAAAAAGUUUCAACCGGUCAGGAGGAAAGUCCUUGUUUUUCUGGUGCUUCCCUUUAUGUUGGAAAUCGACGGAAUUUCGAUGCGAAAGAAAGAAAAUGUGCUUUUUGUGAAAACCCAGGGCACAAACCGCAAUUUUGCUCUAUUGUUUCCAAACCGACUGCGCGCUCUUCCAUUUUAAAAAGGAAAGGAUUAUGCUUUUUAUGUUUACAGUCAGGUCAUGUAGCAAGACACUGCACAGUUAGAUGGAAAUGUUUCAAAUGUAAGGGACGUCAUCAUGUGUCUAUUUGCAAUAAGGGUAAUCGAGACCAGGAUAGCAAUGAUCAGAAUGAAGGUGAGGGAACUUCAAAUAACGUGGCGAAUACUGAAUGUGAUUUUAACGCAGUUUUGUUACAAACUGCGUCUGCGGAAAUUUUUUCUGAUGAUAAAAACUGUCACAGGUUUAGAAUUUUGUUUGAUAGUGGCAGUCAAAUGUCAUACAUUUCUCCGCAAGCGGCGGAAAAAUUGAAAUUGAAAACAAUCGACAAAAAACAAAUGUGUCUUAAAACGUUUGGAGGAGCUAAACAAAACAAAACUUUGGACAUGGUUAGAUUUACCGUUAAAACGAAAAAUGACGAAGAAAAUAUUACGGUAAACGCGUUCGUAUCCGAAAUAUGCUAUCCUUUGACAAACCAAAACAUCGAGGGUGCAAAAUCUAACUACCCUUUUUUGUGUCGUCUUAAUUUAGCAGACAGUAAUCCAAAAAAUCAACCAUUAAGUGUGGAUAUUUUGAUUAGCGGGGAUUAUUAUUGGUCCUUUAUGAAAAACGAAAUGAAACGUAGCACCAAAGGUGGGCCCACAGCAAUUUCAUCAAAACUGGGAUAUAUUUUAAGUGGCGGAGUCAUGGGUACUAAAUUGGAUACUUCAGUGAACAUUGUUAAUACUCAUGUUUUAAAAGUGCAAAAUGAAAACACUUGA